AUGCCUGAAUUUAACAAAGGUGUGAUGCGUCCAAAUCUUAACACCGUGCCUAAUCAGCAGUUGAGCAUACAGCCAGAUGCUAACAUUAACAAAGAGUGUCUUGGAUCCAAAAGAUCUAAUUAUCAUCUCGGAGUACCAGAUGAUGAUGAGGAUGAGGAUGUGGUGUUCCUUAGAGAAACAUUACCGUCAGAGAGUGGUCAUCAUUGUCCAUCAAAGCGACAGAGAGUCGAAGCACAUCCUCCUCCUGAUCAGGAUGAUGAGACACUAGGAUCUGGAAUGGAUGUUGUUGAGCCGAUGGAAACUGAUGAACACACCAAACGCGAGGGCGAGGCUAAUAAUGGUGACACAACAAUGCCUCUGGAAAAGCCUAAGAAGAGAGAUGUCUCACUGGUGGAACGUUUCACAGAAGAAGAAAUAGAAAUGCAUUUAAAGAGUCUCCACGAGGGACGUGUUGAGCUCAAGGAUAUUGAAACAUGUCAACUGUGUGGCGAAAGCCAACUCUUGUUUCCAGCACCACCACUCUACUGCUCGCUUUGCAACUGCCGCAUCCAAGAUGAAUCUCUAUAUUACAUCCCAGAGGAAACAAUAAGCGGUGCGCAACAUCAAAUCUGUAGUCCAUGUUACGAUCAUUGUAGACGCCAAAAGUUCACGUUAUCUGGAGUUGAUAUCGUAAAAGCCAAUAUGCUUAAAUUAAAUAACGCUAACAAUCAAGAAACAGAAGCUUGGGUUGCUUGCGAAUCUUGCGGGAAAUGGCAGCAUCAGAUAUGUGGUCUUUACAAUCCAGAAAAAGACACUGACAAAACCUCGGACUACAUUUGUCCCUACUGCUUGUUAGAGGAGAGUAGGAGUAACAACAACGUGGGAGUUCAUGACAAUACGGAUUUGGAGGCGAAAGAUUUGCCUGAAACCAUCCUAAGCCACUUUAUAGAGAGAAGGCUAACGAGGCGGCUCAAAGAAGAAAGACGCCAAACCGCAGAGGCUACUGGGAUGAGCAUCGAUGAUGUAUCAGUACCAGAUGAUCUUACUCUCAGGGUCGUGUUCUCAGCUGACAAAAGCACACAUAUCAACAAAACAUUUGCGGAUUUUCUUCACAACGAACACUAUCCUAGUGAAUUCCCUUACAGAUCGAAGGUGAUUCUUCUGUUUCAGAAAAUUGAAGGAGUUGAUGUGUGCAUAUUUGCGUUGUUAGUCCAAGAGUUUGGAUCGGAAUGUAGCCAACCAAACAAACGCAGCGUAUACAUCUCUUAUCUCGACUCCGUCAAGUACUUUAGACCCGAGAGAGUAACGUUUUCAGGAGAAGCUCUUCGAACUUUCGUUUAUCAUGAAAUAUUGAUUGGAUAUCUCGAGUAUUGUAAGUUUCGAGGUUUCACAACGGGUUAUAUAUGGGCGUGUCCACCUCAGAAAGGAGAAGACUUCGUUAUGUACUCUCAUCCUAAGACUCAGCAAACCCCCAGCACUAAGAAGCUUCGUGAAUGGUAUGUGUCAAUGCUGGAUAAAGCCAAGGAGCAGAGCGUGGUGACGAAUGUUACAAACUUGUAUGAUCGGUUCUUCGUUCCGACAUGCAAUAUUACAGCUGCACGGUUGCCUUACUUUGAAGGAUCUUUCUGGUCCUCUAGUGCUGAGCUUCUGAUGAGUCAAGAAACCGAGAGUGAAGUCGAGAAUGUUAAAUCACUUUCUAGAAGAGCACUAAAGGGCAACAAAAUUAAGGACUCCAAUGAUGCUAAAAACAUUCUCCUGAUGCGAAAGCUUGGAAUACGGAUAUCAAACCAAAAGGAGGAUCUCAUCGUGGUGGACUUGCAUUAUACAUGCACACGCUGCUCGGAGACCAUAUUGUCUGGUUUGAGAUGGUUUUGCAAGAAGUGCAAGGAUCUUCAAUUGUGUCAAAGAUGUCAUGAUCUAGAAGAAGAGCUUCCUGGGGAACACACACAUACUAUGAAUGGGGAAGAGAAGCACUCGCUUUCACAGGCCAUUAUGAACAUACAGUCUACAACAGAAGAUAAUGAUGUCAUCCUAGGAAACAACACGUUCGAAAGCAGACAAAUGUUCUUAAGCUUCUCUCAGAAGCAUAACUACAGAUUCGACACUCUUCGACGCGCCAAGAACUCUUCUAUGAUGAUACUUCACCAUCUUCACACUUCAAACAAGCUUCACCAGUCUCAGAUAUCCAGUGGUGCUCUCCUUCAAGUAGUGACCUGCACGGCCUGCCAAAAGGAUGUUUCGACAACGAUUUACUACACUUCUUUGUGCUGUCCAUCUUACCGAGCUUGCACUUCAUGCUAUAGCAAUAGUAAAUACCUUCGUCUGCGUCAUCUCUUCCCCGUAGUCCCUUGUAUUCACGGAAUACCGCCUAGAACUGUAGUGACUAUGGAGAUACUGCAAGCUUUGUUACAUGCACAUGCAUGCAGACCUACGGCCGCUGGUUCGUGCUCGUACCCUAAAUGCAGUGUUGCCAAAAUAUUAUUCAAUCAUACUGAAGUGUGCGAAAAGCAGCGAGCUUGUAGAACUUGCACCCAUUUUGCGAUGGUAAUACGUAUUCACGCAUACCAUUGCCAAGAUCCCAAUUGCUCCAUACCACGUUGCAGUUGUGCGAAAGAGCAGUUCGCUAUGAGAGGUUUGAGGUAA
Messenger RNA from Brassica oleracea var. oleracea, 2622 nucleotides. RefSeq names its product histone acetyltransferase HAC2-like. NCBI's taxonomy places the organism in Eukaryota, Viridiplantae, Streptophyta, Magnoliopsida, Brassicales, Brassicaceae. Bases 1 to 2622 code for a protein of 873 amino acids. The transcript is spliced from 10 exons. Gene Ontology annotation, molecular function: histone acetyltransferase activity; chromatin DNA binding; zinc ion binding. Gene Ontology annotation, cellular component: transcription regulator complex; histone acetyltransferase complex. The record is from RefSeq and is a predicted model, not a curated record. Gene Ontology annotation, biological process: positive regulation of transcription by RNA polymerase II.